Stegastes partitus (bicolor damselfish) is the source of this 1445-nucleotide messenger RNA. Its product is annotated as collagen alpha-1(XVIII) chain-like. The transcript is spliced from 7 exons. The record is from RefSeq and is a predicted model, not a curated record. The annotation marks the transcript as partial. NCBI's taxonomy places the organism in Eukaryota, Metazoa, Chordata, Actinopteri, Pomacentridae.
GGGUCUCCCGCCAGCAGCUUUUAUGAAUCUGCUUCCACUCAGAGCAGCUCGGAUUCGACCGGCUGGUGAACAGGUGGACGAACAGCAUGCGGAGGAUCCAGACGGUGCUGCUGCUCCUGGUUCUCCGGGCCUGCAGCUCCCAGGCCUGGCUCUGGUUCUCCGGGCCAAAGCCGACACCAGAGACCAGCACUGGGACAACGGCAGGGACGACAGGAGGGACGACAGGAGGGACGACGGAGGCUGUAACUGGGACGACAGGGACAGGAACGGUUACCGGGACGACAGGGACAGGGACGGUUACCGGGACGACGGGGAAGGUGACCGGGACAACAGGUGUCGCCACGACAACCGGCGGCGACGCAAAGCAGAAGGCGGAGGAGGAUGACAAUUUGUCCGGGGUUGGGGAAGAAAUCAUCAACGUGGCGACGGGAAUCCGUAAGUUAGUGGAGGCGUGGGACGCGACGCCGACCACCUGGACUACUAACGGGAGCCUGGGCGAGCAGCCGGAGGGCGCUAACGCUAACACCACAGAAGAGAGCGGCGUCUCUUUGCUGCAGCUGAUCGGAGACCCGCCACCAAACGCGAUCACCAGGGACUAUGGGCCGAGCGGCGAGACUGCCUACGUCUUCACCUCGGCGGCGGCGUCGGGCCAGCCGGCUCUGGCCCACGUCCCCAACCCUUUUUACCGCCACUUUUCCCUCAUCUUUCACAUCAAGCCCUCCAGGUCGGCCGCCUCCGUCCUGUUCUCCAUCACAGACGGACCUCAGAGGCUCAUGUACAUCGGCGUGAAGCUCAGCGCGGUGCAGUCGGGCCGCCAGAAGGUCCAGUUCUUCUACACGGAACCCGACUCCGAGGCGUCGUACGAGGCGGCCAGCUUCACCGUGCCGAGCCUGGUGGACACCUGGAGUCGCUUCUCGCUGGCGGUGUUCGAGGAACAGGUGACCUUCUACCACGGCUGCGACUCGGAGCCUCAGGUGGUGAAGUUCGAGCGCUCGCCGGAUCCCAUGGAGCUCGACAGCGCCGCCGGGAUCUUCGUGGGUCAGGCAGGAGGAGCCGAUGACGACAAGUUCCAGGGUUCCAUCGCGGAGCUGAAGGUGGUGGGAAACCCUCGGGCGGCCGAGCGCUUGUGUGACGACGAGGACGACGCAGACGCUGCGUCUGGCGACUACGGCAGCGGUGAAAGCGACAGGAGGCAGUCGGGACAUUCAGCCAAGACCACCCCGGCAUCCUUCCGUCCGGUGCCCGAGCCGCCGCUGACGUCCUCGCAGGGAUCCAGAGUCAAAGAAUCAGGUCCCGGCGGUGCUAAAGGUGAGAAAGGCGACCGAGGGGAGAAAGGCCUGAGGGGGGACCGAGGCCCCACCGGACCGAAGGGAGAACCGGGCUCUGGCUCUGGUUCUGGUUCCUCUUCUGGGGGUGGAGGACAGAAGGGAGAAAAAGGUGCAAAG